CUACGUAAUCUUUGUGGAUGAUACAGUAGGUUUCACAGUGUGCUUGCGUGUGGAUGCUGGAACUACAAGAACUAAAAAGAACAAACAAGGAACAACAUUCGGACCAAAAAAAAAAAAAGAAAAAGAACAACAUGGUCAUGAUCCUUAGCUCUCUUACUGUUCAAAUGCAACGACAACAAGAAAGCCAAUCCAAGAAAGGAAAGAAAAAGGAAUAGGUACAGGACCAUUAUGCCUCGGUAAACAGCAAUAUCAGUACAAUAUACAAUACACAUAGAUAUCCCUUCUACGAUUCAGUGUGUUUUGUGUCAAUCCCAAGAACCCUAAAGGUAGAAAACAGAAGAAAAUAGUUGUACUAAUAUUUAAAUACUCCUACUAUACUUUGGUUCUUUGAGAAGGAAAAGUUAGUGAAGGCACAUAGAGAAGUAGCUUUCCUGUUUUACAUAGAGUUGCUGGUGGUGAUUAGGAAUGAACUGCCUCUCCUCCCAUAAAGGGGCAAACCAAACCCCAUUCUGUCCAUUCCAAGCAUAAAUUCUCUUUGAAAACAUAGAAAAGUCAAUAGUAUAAUGUUUUGUUCUUCUUCUGCUUCUUCCUCUUCCUUCUCAUUAUGUUCAAAUACUUCCAAGAAAGGACUUGAGCUAGGUUUAGGUUUGGAAUGUGGGUCAGCUAUUGAUCAAACAAGAGCUCCAUCCUCUCUUUUUCUAUUAAAAGAGAAACAAGGAGGCCAUCAUCAGGAACCAGAGCUAAGGUUAGGGUUAGGGUUAGGGGUAGGGUUAGGGUUAAAGUUAGGGUCGGUUGAUGAUGAUGAUCAUCAUAAUAUGAAAAUGGAGGUAGCAACAGCUAGACAUACUUCUAAAACCUCAAUUCCACAUCUUUCCCCACCAGGACUGUGGUUCUCUUUACGUCCUUCAAUUAAUAGGAAAGGGGAAGUUCUACCUCAGGUUCUGAAAGCGUUUAUAAGAGUGAAAGACGAGAACGUGACAGUGUUCAUGGUUAAAACCUACCUGGUUGGAAAGCUUGGUCUCUCCAACGAAGCUGAGGUUGAGAUUUCAUGUAUGGGGCAGAACUUGAUGCAUACUCUAACCCUGAAGCACGUACGUGAUGCUAUUUGGUUGCCAGGACUGGUACAAUUCUUGAACUCAAAGACAAACUUCAAUGAAAGUUCACAGGGAGCUAGUGUGAACUAUGUCAUGUCCUUAGACUAUGGGCGGACAUGCCUAGAAGUAUAGCCCCUACGUAAUAGCUUUCAAUUUUAGUAGAGUUGUAGCAAUAUAUUUAUAUUUGAAGCAUCUACUUUUCCAAGAAUGUACUGUUAUUAGUAAGUAGGAGUAAUAUACAGAUGCUGUAGAAUCGCUUUAGAACAUCAAUUGACACUGUCACA
Molecule: messenger RNA, 1378 nt
Organism: Lycium ferocissimum
Lineage: Eukaryota; Viridiplantae; Streptophyta; Magnoliopsida; Solanales; Solanaceae
Exons: 4
Coding region: 564-1226 (220 amino acids)
Biological process (GO): multicellular organism development
Source: RefSeq, a predicted model, not a curated record